GGAAUAAUCAAAUAUUGACGAGUGACGACGGUAGGAGCAGAGAGAGAGAGAGAUUGAGGUCUGAUGCGUAAACACGAAGGAUGCAAUAUUCAGCCUCAAUCUCAUCGCCUUCUUCUCUAAGGCAUCAAACUCGAUCGCGUCUCUCCUCCUUGUUCAUCUUCUCUCCCAAAACCCUAAUCUUUACCAGUACCACCAGAUUCUCUGAUUCCACUUCUCCCCUUCUUGCUUCUCGCCGAUCCCGCGAUUUCAUCAACGGGAGGGAUGAUUUCGCAGAAGAUACGAGGAGCUGGAACCGGAAGAUUAGACCGGAGUACGACGGGUUCGAUGAUGAUUACGAGGAAGACGAAGAUGAUCAUGAGGAAGAAGAUAGAAGUUUGGAUCUGUUGCUUAGAUUUGUAGAGAAUGUUUUCAGAAAGGUUUCCAAGAGAGCUAGGAAAGCUGUCAGAUCAAUCUUGCCUGUUUCCAUCUCUACCAAGCUUGUUGGGUUUUCAGUGAAUGGAGUACUUAUUCUUGCGUUUUUGUGGAUCUUGAAGGCUUUCCUCGAGGUAGCUUGCACACUUGGAACUAUUGUAUUUACGAGCAUUCUACUUAUACGCGGACUUUGGGCUGGUGUAGCAUACUUGCAGGAGAGCCGCAACAAUAGGAUCAAUGAACUCUCUGAUGACCCACGUGCAUGGAACGGGGUGCAACCAGUUUCUUGAUUAAUUCGCUCUACUUUUCCAGAUAUCAGAAUUCUGACUUUUGGGAGCCAGAAUUGGUUUAGGUUCUUCCCAAGUCAAUAAAACCACAGCUGAAUUCAGAUUCAGAAAGCAGUGUUACAGUGGAUGUUCAUUGGCAAUAUCUGAUGAUUUAGUGAGUACAAAAGUGUAAUAUGUAUUUGUAACAAUCAAGUCAGCGAUGGAAACUAGUGGAAUAAAUCAAAUAUAUAUAGAAUCAUACCAUUUACCUU
Camelina sativa (false flax) is the source of this 949-nucleotide messenger RNA. RefSeq lists its product as uncharacterized. Gene Ontology annotation, biological process: regulation of abscisic acid-activated signaling pathway; negative regulation of photomorphogenesis. The record is from RefSeq and is a predicted model, not a curated record. Lineage: Eukaryota; Viridiplantae; Streptophyta; Magnoliopsida; Brassicales; Brassicaceae.